Molecule: messenger RNA, 2605 nt
Organism: Vigna umbellata (rice bean)
Lineage: Eukaryota; Viridiplantae; Streptophyta; Magnoliopsida; Fabales; Fabaceae
Source: RefSeq, a predicted model, not a curated record
AGCUGUUCCUCUCUGUCAAACAUAUGAUGUCUGAAAUGGAUAAAAUUUCGUACACAGCACCACUCUGCAACUUACCAUAAAUUGUUGCCAAACCUUACUACUUCAAAUUCCAACCUCUUUCAUUCAACUCAUUCGCAUUCUCAAACUUCGUUACUUUCUGCUUCGUAUACUUUCUGCUGUUUCUGCUAUCUGAUCAAGUUAUCACUCCUCUUUAACCUCUGUGUGUCAACAUGACUGUGACGGCGGCGCCAACGGUGAAGGACGGGUGUCUUACGGUGAGGGGAAAGACCGUUUUGUCCCAUGUCCCCGGAAACGUUGUUGUUUCUCCGGUUGGAACAGAGUCCGCGUUCUUGGGUGCAACUUUAACCGUUUCAAGUUCUCGUCAUGUUUUUGAUCUUGGAAUUCUUCAGGGACAUAAGUUGCUAUCUUUGUUCAGAGUAAAAAUCUGGUGGAUGAUACCGCGUCUAGGGAGAUCUGCCAGUGAUGUUCCAAUGGAAACUCAAUUGCUGCUCCUGCUAGCAAAUGAAGAAUCUGCACUUGAGGAUGAGCCUUCUUCUGACUGUGAAGAGCCAGCUACGGAUAAAAAUUGCUACAUUCUCUUCUUGCCUGUUUUGGAUGGACAGUUUCGCGCAACUUUACAAGGAACUCAAUCGAAUCAGCUCCAGUUUUGCAUUGAAAGUGGAGAUGCCAAUGUUCAAACUUGCCAAUCACUAGAAUCAGUAUUUGUAAAUUCAGGGGACAAUCCAUUUGAGUUAAUCAGGGAUUCAAUCAAGAUAUUGGAGAAACACAAAGGGACUUUCUGUCAUCUCGAAAACAAGAGUAUCCCUGCACAUCUUGACUGGUUUGGAUGGUGCACUUGGGAUGCUUUUUACACUGAAGUGAAUCCACAAGGAAUAAAAGAGGGCCUUCAGAGUUUCUCAGAUGGAGGUUGUUCGCCAAAGUUUAUCAUCAUUGAUGAUGGAUGGCAAGAGAUCCUCAAUACGUUUCACAAAGAAGGUGAAGCAGUGAUCGAGGGAACCCAGUUCGCAACUAGACUAGCAGACAUCAAAGAAAACAAAAAGUUCAUCUAUUCAGACUCUGACAAUUCUUGCAGCAAUCUCCACGAUUUUGUUGACUAUAUCAAACAUAAUAUGAAUGUAAAAUACGUUUACAUGUGGCAUGCUUUAGCUGGUUAUUGGGGAGGUGUACUCCCAUCAUCAAAUACAAUGAAGAAAUAUAAUCCAAAGCUUGCAUAUCCAAUUCAGUCACCGGGUGCCACAGGGAACCUUAGAGAUAUAGCCAUGGACAGCCUGGAAAAAUAUGGAGUGGGAAUCAUUGACCCAGAAAAUCUGUAUGACUUUUACAAUGACUACCACAGUUACCUUGUCAGCUGUGGUGUGGAUGGAGUCAAAGUAGACGUCCAAAAUUUGAUAGAAACGUUGGGUUCUGGGUACGGUGGUCGUGUUUCAUUGACCAAACGGUAUCAAGAAGCAUUAGAGGAAUCUGUAACAAGGAACUUUAAGGAUAACAACCUUAUUUGCUGCAUGUGUCACAACUCGGAUUCAAUAUACAGUUCAAAGAAGAGCGCAGUAGCAAGAGCAUCUGAGGAUUUCAUGCCAAGAGAACCAACAUAUCAAACCUUACACGUUGCCUCUGUCGCGUUUAACAGCCUUCUUCUUGGUGAGAUAUUUGUGCCAGACUGGGACAUGUUCCAUAGCAAGCACGAGACAGCGGAGUUCCAUGCUGCAGCAAGAGCAAUUGGUGGCUGUGCAGUAUAUGUAAGUGACAAACCUGGCAAUCAUGAUUUUAAAAUCCUCAAAAAGCUAGUGCUACCUAAUGGAUCCGUCUUGAGAGCAAGGUUUGCUGGCCGUCCUACUCGAGAUUGUUUAUUUGAAGACCCAGUGAUGGAUGGUAAGAGUUUGCUGAAAAUUUGGAACUUGAAUGCACUGACCGGGGUGGUAGGCGUUUUCAAUUGCCAAGGAGCAGGAAGCUGGCCACUGAAAUCGCUGGAAGCAGCACCUUUUCACAUAACCAUUUCAGGGAAACUGAGACCCCUUGACGUUGAAUUUCUUGAAGAAGUUGCUGGAGAAAAUUGGAGUGGAAAUUGCAUAGUAUAUGCCUUCAAUGCAGGCUUGCUUUCCAUGGUUUCUCUGAGAGGAAAACUUGAAGUGUCCCUGGAUACACUUCAAUGUGAAAUAUAUACAGUAUCUCCAAUAAGGGUGUUUGGUCAUAAUGUGCACUUUGCACCAAUAGGAUUGCUUGACAUGUACAAUUCGGGAGGAGCAGUAGAGGCCUUGCACUGCAACAUGGAUGUUGCACAGUGCAUAAUAAAAGUCAAAGGCAGAGGUGGUGGCCGUUUUGGAGCCUACUCCAACGUUAGACCAAAGCUUUGUGUAGUGGACAUGAAGGAGGAGGAGUUUUCCUACAACCCUGAAGAUGGAUUAUUGACGUUUAAGCUUGAUGGUGAAGGCAAUUCAAGGGAUAUAGAAUUUGUAUACUGAGGUGGCUAUAUAAACUCACAAAGUAAAUGUAUUCCGAUUCCUCUUCAGAGACAUCUUUCACUCACCUAAAACUGGAAGUAACCAUAUACGGAAUUUUGUUUUAAGAAAAAAAGGAGUUGCUUAAU